UGGCUAUGCCUGAAAGAUGUUCCUUCUGAAAACCACUGUACCAAGACUCUCUUUUGUUCUGAUUUUUGUUACACAGAACCAUGUGGAGGAUGGUGAUGGCGGCUCACAACAUCACAAUCGCACUGGUGUCAUCUCUCCUGAUGUUGAUCUUGGGGCCAUUGAUCAUAGAUGUCAUCUCGGUAAGCAAGAAGAUCGGUAGGUUCUUGUGCUUGGCAACAAAAUUCUUAGCGGAUGGCGAUAGCAAUGCCAUCGACAAUGUAACCCUUUCGGACAGCCCUCUCCCAGCGGCACAACUAGCCCAGGGGGGAGGGUUGAUGUGUACUGACAUAGAACAUGUUACGGCGAGGCUAGGCCUCGCCGCAAGGGGGUUUGGGGAGACAAUAGGAAAGUGUUAUGAGUGUGAUGCGAUGAGUGCCAUAGAUGAGCUUAUGGAUGACAAGGAAGCAAGUGAGGACGAGCUGAAGGAGGCCUUCUAUGUGUUUGACAGAGAUGAGGAUGGUUUCAUAUGCUCUGGGGAGCUAUGGAACGUGAUGAGGAGGCUAGGGUGGAAGGAAGGGGCGAGGCACGAGGACUGUGUGAGGAUGAUCCACGCCUUUGAUGAGGACGGAGAUGGGAAGAUCAGCUUCCUAGAGUUUACACACAUGAUGGAAAAUGCCAUUUAGUUAGUCUUCUGUUCCUUUGGCUCCUUAUUUUUGUACUGUAGCAUGAACAAGUUACCGAUUUGCAUCCUUAAUGUGAUAAUUAUUAAGAUUAAUACUGUGCCAAUUUACAAGUUC
Messenger RNA from Brachypodium distachyon (stiff brome), 776 nucleotides. RefSeq names its product probable calcium-binding protein CML45. The transcript has a single exon. Gene Ontology annotation, molecular function: calcium ion binding. The record is from RefSeq and is a predicted model, not a curated record. Bases 81 to 662 code for a protein of 193 amino acids. Lineage: Eukaryota; Viridiplantae; Streptophyta; Magnoliopsida; Poales; Poaceae.